AUGAGCCCAAUGCCGCCGCGCACCACUCCAUUCCAGUCCAAGCACUAUCUGGAGUUCGGCCUCGAGAUCGUCUCCAGGGACCAGCACGGCAACCCGAUGGUGCGGUGCAACUUCUGCACUUUUGAGGGCCGCGACAAGGUGGAGAUCACGGAGGGAGGAACCCGGAAGCGCAAAAGUCGCGUCGACGUCAAGUACUUCACCAAGCCAUUCACGCCCUUAAACUACCGAAGUCACCUGAACGGUCAGCACAAGGAAUCGUGGGAGGCGUACCAGCAGAUGUCGACUUCUGCGAAGAAAGAAUACUUCAACGACAAGAUUAGCAGAAGUAACACGCUUCACGUCCAUAUGGACUUGACCAGCGACUCAAUCGAGUACAUGAUCAAGGCGCCCAUCGUUGAUACGAUCAUCGGAGGGCUGUUCUUCAACGCGGAGGCUAUCCAGGAGGAGGACUGCGACGACGCCGGAGAGGACGGGGAGCGAGCGUCGAAUGGGGCGGCUUCGUACACGGUGAAGAUCAAGAACACGAUGUGGUACCAACUAGUGAUCGAUCACGUUGGUGCGGGGAUGUCGUUUAAGCAGACGGCGCUUGCUAUCGGGCACGCCAAAAAUCGGGCCCAAGUACCCAAGCUGGCAGGCAUCAACGAUCUCAUCGUCGGCCAGUACGUCCGUGUGCAAGUCGCAGUCGCGCUCCAACGUAUUGGCGACAUGCUGAACAAUGUCAAGCAGGUGUGGGCGUUCUCGUUGGCCGGUGACAGUAGCACCCAUCGCGGUCAGUCAUUCUUCGAUCUCCGCCUGCGCUUGUACUGGCACGGCCACCUACUGAACCUGCACCUGGUCGCGCUUCCGAUGUUCGACCGCCACACCGCCGAGAACAUGUUCAACAUGAUUGUUAAACUCCUGGACGCGCUCUUCCCUAAGUGGCGGGCGAAGUUGAUUGGCGUGUCAAGCGACGGCGAGAAUAAGAUGACCGGGCGCCAUCGCAGCCUCGUCACGAGGCUCGUGGCUGCCGUCGAGUACAAUGUCAUGCGUGUCUGGUGCGCUCCCCAUCAGAUCAACAUCAUCGCCAAGGAGAGUGCCGACCGAAUCGACGGCGGGACAUGA
This is a messenger RNA of Aphanomyces astaci, 1101 nucleotides long. RefSeq lists its product as hypothetical. The transcript has 2 exons. The coding region runs from base 1 to 1101 and encodes 366 amino acids. The record is from RefSeq and is a predicted model, not a curated record. Lineage: Eukaryota; Oomycota; Saprolegniomycetes; Saprolegniales; Verrucalvaceae.